This is a messenger RNA of Humulus lupulus (European hop), 756 nucleotides long. RefSeq names its product pleckstrin homology domain-containing protein 1. The record is from RefSeq and is a predicted model, not a curated record. The transcript has a single exon. NCBI's taxonomy places the organism in Eukaryota, Viridiplantae, Streptophyta, Magnoliopsida, Rosales, Cannabaceae. The coding region runs from base 98 to 532 and encodes 144 amino acids.
UAUUAAUAUAUAUUUAAUACUUUUCUCAUUGGCUUGAACGGACCUACGAUUCAACGCUGCUCUGCUCUCAAUCAGAACCCAAAACCCAUUUUCUCCGAUGGCGAGCCUCUGGCGGGCCGCGAUGGGACAAUGGGAAAAUCAGCCUGAAGACUACGGGGGCGUCGAGUUCUGGACCGACCCGGAGCGGACUGGCUGGCUAACCAAGCAAGGCGAGUACAUCAAGACCUGGCGACGCCGCUGGUUCGUUCUCAAGCAAGGGAAGCUCUUCUGGUUCAAGGAAUCCACCAUCACCCGUGCCUCCAAGCCACGUGGCGUCAUCCCAGUGGCCUCCUGUCUCACCGUCAAGGGAGCCGAAGACGUUCUCAACAAGCAGAAUGCCUUCGAGCUCUCCACCAGGACCGACACCAUGUACUUCAUCGCCGAUUCGGAGAAGGAUAAGGAAGACUGGAUCAAUUCAAUCGGACGAUCUAUAGUCCAGCACUCGCGAUCAGUCACUGAUUCUGAAGUCGUCGAUUACGAUAGCAAGAAAUGAAGCUCCAUUUCCGUAAAAUUUAUUUUUUAAAAAAAAAAGAAAAAGAAAUCUGCACCAACGAAGCUCUGAUCGUUUCUGAUUGUCUACGUGCGUCACUUGGUUGGAUUCUGUGUGCUUCUUUCUGUAUAUUUAUCUAGAUCGUGUUGUAUUUUGAUUUGUGUAAAAAAUUACUUUCCCUGUGUUAAUUAUAGAUUUCAAACUGAAAAUUUUGGCUUUUUGAUUUC